CCUUGGAACAGCCACACGGAUAUGCAAUAAUCAAUUUAGGUAGUGGCCGGGCCACACCGGUGACGGAACUUGCCAAACGCAUGGAGUCUGUGUUUGACGAUGAGCCCGACGUGAUCAACGACCAUGGUUCUUCCCCCGGACCGUGCUGUGCCAGCAUUUCCAAGGCACAGCACCUGCUAGGAUAUCAACCGCACACGUCCUGGAAGGAAGGUUUGGCCAAAACCCGGGAGUGGUACCAAACGCGUUCCGUCAAACACCGUCGCAUCUCGACAAAAGACGCGGACAAAACAUUGGUGGCUGCUCAAAUCCGGCCAACACCCACCCGAGCGACAACAAGAACAAAUUUGGUCGCCGCUCCGAGUGAUUGGGAACGCAUUCCAAAGGUAGCUCCACACAAUGGAACCAAAACGGUGCUCUUGACCGGUGCCGCGGGGUUCAUUGGGAGUCACGUAGCCGAAGGGCUCUUGGCCCGAGGCGACACGGUUAUUUUGGUGGACGAAGUCAACGACUACUAUGACGUGCGCAUCAAAGAGUCCAAUCUACAGUUGCUGCAGGAAACUUUCGGAUCCGCCCGUCUCCGAAUUUAUCGAGGCGACCUGGCCAACGCAUCUUUUAUCAGUCGUGUCUUUGCCCGAGAAAAGCCUGAAUGGGUCUGUCAUUUGGCGGCACGCGCUGGUGUGCGGCCCUCAAUACAGAACCCCUAUGUUUACCUAAACUCCAAUAUUGUCGGUACGAUGCGAUUACUUGAACUGAGUCGGAUCUACAAUAUUCAGAACUUUGUCUUUGCAAGUUCCAGUUCCGUUUACGGAGGGUCGCAAUCGACACUGUUUUCGGAAGACGAACGCGUUGACCGACCCAUAUCCCCGUACGCUGCGACGAAGAAAUCGUGCGAACUCAUGGCCUACACGUACCACCAUCUCUACGGUCUACCUGUGACGGCGUUACGAUUUUUUACCGUCUACGGCCCACGGGGACGUCCCGACAUGGCACCGUUCAAAUUUGUGGACCGCGUCUCGCGCGGCUUGCCGCUCCAGCAAUUUGGCGACGGUAGCAGUAGUCGGGACUAUACUUAUAUUUCGGAUAUUGUCGAUGGAGUCGUGCGCGCCAUUGAUCGUCCCUACGAUUAUCAGAUUCUCAAUCUCGGCAAAGGAUCAGGAACGAAGCUUAUUGAGUUUAUUAAGCUGGUGCAAAAAUAUACUGGGAAGAAUGCCACCAUUCAGUAUCUACCUGAUCAAGCCGGUGACGUGCCUUACACCUGUGCCGAUGUGCGCAAAGCAGAGCACUUUCUCGGAUACAAGCCAAAGGUUUCUUUUGAGGAAGGUAUUCGUCUAACGGUGGAAUGGUUCUCGAAAACGUACGUUCCACAACAAAGCGUGAAGAAGGAGACAAAGCGUUCCUCUCCGAAGACGGCUAGUAAGCCGUCAAAAGGGAAAGCGAAGGGCAAGGCUCCGGCAAAUAAGGCUCCCAUUCGAAAUUAUCCAGCCAAUUUUUCCGGAUACAUGAUGCCACCGGGCGGAGUCAUGCCGCCCGAGAAGAAGAAAUACCCGCUAGCUGGGGGAUACGUUGUGCCGCCAGGUGCGAUAGACCCUGAUACAAAUAUUGGUUACGCCUUUGGUGGCUCAAUCGACGGCGCAACGUAUAAACCCACGGAAGUAGAUUCUACCUCAAUCUUUGACUUUUCGGUUGUGAACCAGCAACUCAAGACCGUCAUCCAAAGUAAUGCGGAAAAGAUAGGCAUCGUGGCUCUCGAUAUGGCUUACGUGCAGUGGCUUAUCAUUGGAUUUCUUGUUACUUGCCGCAUCUUCUUGGGACAUCGGGUACGAAUUUGUCGGAACACUGGGCAAUCUCUGCACCGAGCAUGAGUGAUCUGUAUUAAUGACUCAUGGAUAUUGGAAAGCGUACUCCAUCUAUAUCGUCAAAAUCUAUUGUAUACUCCCCCCACUUUAACGCUUUUCAAAUGCAUUGCCAACGGAGUAUAGACACAAAUUGGAACUUCUGU
Molecule: messenger RNA, 1999 nt
Organism: Phaeodactylum tricornutum CCAP 1055/1
Lineage: Eukaryota; Bacillariophyta; Bacillariophyceae; Surirellales; Neidiaceae
Product: nad-dependent epimerase/dehydratase
Exons: 1
Coding region: 81-1862 (593 amino acids)
Source: RefSeq, a predicted model, not a curated record